UCAACUGUCACAGUCAUGUCAUGAGUUACAGCUAAAAAAGCUUUUAAUAAAAAACUCAAAAAGACUAUUGUUGUUUCCCAAAAAUUUGUUUACAUCAUUUACAGUUUAGUGCGUAUUGGAUACCGCUAAAUAGAGAUAAUAUUUAUUUUAUUAUUACAGCGAUAUUGAUCGUUUAUCAUACCGUUACAACGUAUUACAGUCACGUAUUUCUUCAAAGCAUUUGCUACAAUGGUGCAAAAAGGUCCGCGUCCCCUGGUGCUGUGUGGACCUUCGGGUUCAGGCAAAAGUACGUUAUUGAAGCGUCUACUGAAAGAAUUUCCGGAUAAAUUCGGCUUUAGCGUGUCCCACACAACCCGUGGCCCUCGACCGGGAGAAACGGACGGAGUUCAUUAUCAUUUCACCACUGUAGAGGAAAUGAAAGCUGCUAUUGAUAGAGGUGAAUUUAUUGAAAAUGCAAUAUUCAGUGGAAACAUGUAUGGAACCAGUAAACGUGCAGUAGAAGAUGUUCGUCGUCAGGAGAAGAUAUGCAUUCUUGACAUUGAUAUUGAAGGUGUGAAACAAAUCAAAAACACAGACUUGGAUCCAUUGCUUGUGUUUGUGAUGCCACCGUCUAUCAAAGAGCUAGAGAGACGUUUGCGAGGACGUAACACUGAAGAUGAGGAAGCAUUAAAGAAAAGGCUUGAAACAGCUAAAAAGGAAAUUUUAUAUGGUCAGGAGCCAGAUAACUUUCACAUUGUCAUUGUAAAUGCCAGAAUAAAAGAGGCUUAUUCUAAACUUCGAGAUUUCGUUUCCCAGAAUAUGGUGGAGAAAAAAUCAGAACCUGAAGCGACCCAGGAGUGAAAAGCAUGCAUAGAAACCGCUACCAAUUAACCAGAAAGCUUGUUACUUUGCGUUUUUUCAAGUGUGUUAUUAAUUUAUUAUGUUAAAUUAAUGUACUAGUAUAGUUCUUCUAUUUUUUUAUGAAGACAGUUUGCCUUUACAUGUAGUAGCAAGUUGAUACACUAACGCCUAUGUGUGUGUAACAUUUAAACCAAUCGAUUUAGCGUUCCGGUACGAUACCGCGUAUAAACCCUGAGUGGAGUUAGCCCGCUUCCAUCUUAUACUGCUUCGACACAAAAAUACAUAAAUUAUUUAGUUAUACACAGGACGACCUGUUAAAGAAAACCGUUGCUUAGCAACCACUCACAGGUAGAUGGUAAUUAUAGCUUGGCAAGUUCGUUGAUGACACUCCCAUGAUACGCGGGCGACGAGGGAAGACUGCGCGGGUAUAAAGUCGUGCGAGCUGGGCAUCGUUACACCCCUCCCAGCCCGCGCCGAACAUCGGGAGUAUUAUUAACGAAUUUGCCAAGUUAUUAAUAAUAUAUUUUUGCAGCAACGGUUCUCUGAACAUCAUACAACUACAUCCAAAAGCUAUACUGUAUUGGUAUUCUGAAAUUAGAAAAACUAUACUAAUAUUUUGUUGUUUUGUUUGCUUUAAGAACUACAUUGAUUUAAGAAAACUAAUAAUUGACAAUUAUUAAAAUAUAUAUUAUUUUAAGAGCCGGUUUCACCAACUUAUGAGAGGGGGUGUAUAGCUUAUUCCCUUUGGUCUUUGUCAUUUGACUUAAAGAAAGGGAUAAAACAUAUGUUCAAACUAUCAAACACUUGUCAGAAGGUGGUGAAACUUGCCCUAACGAUUUGAAAUAUACUAGUACAUCAGUGUUACUAGUAUACUAGUAGUAGUAGAAUUUCUUUUUAUGUUUGUGAGAUGCAUAUUGCCCUGAUGAGGUCUAAGAUGCCCUCAACAAGAUGUCUGAAUAUAUACUCAGAGGCACAAUUAUCCGCCCACUUUAUUAUACUCGCGUCAUAAUAAAGUGGGCGGAUAUAUGUAUGAAAGAGCAAAAAUCUGCCACAUAGUAUAUUGAUAUCAAUAUAAUAAUAAUAUAUUGGCGGCCAAGCUCAUGUAGUAAUUAACCAUUUACGCAGGAGAUAUUAUAGUGCACAAAUGUAUGCGCAAGCACAGGUGCACUCUCAACUUCAGGCAGCUAUUAAUGUAAUUUUUCCCCAAUAACGAAUUUUUUGUUGGCCUGACCCGGGAUUUGAACCCUGAACCUCGUUGUCCGUAGUCGAAUCAUCUUACCACGUAACCAAUGAGGGAAUUAAUCAAUAUUAUAUCAACGUACUAUGAGGCAAAAUGAAUGAGAUACGAAACUCAUAGUUUAGGAACCCAUACACCAAAGUUUUAUGUAUUUGUAAAUUAUAUUUCCUUGACUCUUCAAUACAUUCGCAGGCUGAGUGUGGUGAAUAAUAACAAAUAUAAAAUAAUUCAAUAGAUGUCACUGUUCGCGCUAAGCUAACGAUUCCUAUCUCACUCCUAUA
This is a messenger RNA of Bicyclus anynana (squinting bush brown), 2358 nucleotides long. Its product is annotated as guanylate kinase. The record is from RefSeq and is a predicted model, not a curated record. Gene Ontology annotation, molecular function: ATP hydrolysis activity; GMP kinase activity. Gene Ontology annotation, biological process: purine nucleotide metabolic process. The transcript is spliced from 5 exons. Lineage: Eukaryota; Metazoa; Arthropoda; Insecta; Lepidoptera; Nymphalidae. Gene Ontology annotation, cellular component: cytosol. The coding region runs from base 229 to 840 and encodes 203 amino acids.